AUGCGUGUCACACUUUCCAAUCUGGCACUUUUUGUCUGUGCUACUCUAGCCGCACCUGCGCCAAACGCCACAACGUCCACGCAAGAAACGCGCAGCCUUGACGAAAUUUACGAAGCAGCUGUAGCUGAAGGUGGCGUUGUCACUCUUUGGCAUGGCGGCGACGAAAAGACUCAGCAAAACGCCCUGAAGGCUGCCUUCGAGAAACGAUUUCCCAAAAUGACUCUUAACGUCACGGUCGACCUUUCCAAAUACCACGAUGGAAACAUAGAUUUGCAACUCGCAAACGACAAUGUAUACGUCGACAGCGUUAUUCUUCAAACACUGCAUGACUACCCACGCUGGAAGAAGGCAGGCGCUUUGAUGAAUUAUGCGCCCUUGAACUUCGACAAGGUCUACCCCCAGUUCAAGGAUGCAGAUGCAGCCUACACCGGACUGUUCAUUAUUGCUUGGGGUCUCUCUGCCAACCUGAACAAGACGAGUGCAGUGCCUACUGCAUACGAAGAUUUUAUCAAACCUGAGUAUAAGGAUAAGCUCAUUCUGACUUAUCCUAACGAUGAUGAUGCGGUCUUGUACCAGUUCGAUAUCAUCUUGGAAAAACUUGGCAUGAAAUGGUUCGACGCCCUGCUUGCCAAUAACCCCCGCUGGGUACGCGGCACACAAACCCCAGGAACAAUUCUCACAGGUGCCAACAGCACCAGCGUAGCAACAUUCACUGGCAGCUAUUCAUUCACGGAUCGCCCAGGAGCGUCAUUUGCACUACCCACUGAUGCCAAAUUUGUCUCUUGGCCUCAGACUGGUGCCAUCCUGAAAAAGGCACCGCACCCCGAAGGUGCAAAAUUGCUCCAUAGCUUCAUGCUCAGCGAUGAGUAUCAGAAGGGUAAUGGUAGGUGGAGCGUCCGCGAAGAUGUUCCGGCGGCUGAGGGCCAUCAUAAAAUUCUUGAGGAGCCUAACACGGAUGCACCCGCAUUUGCCAAGUGGAUGGCAGACCGUGCAAGUGUCGAGAGGAGUAGGUUCUUCUAUGAAGAUAGAAUUGGUACCGCGCAAGGUCUCAGCCCACUCAUUGACAACCUAUGA
Molecule: messenger RNA, 1074 nt
Organism: Bipolaris zeicola 26-R-13
Lineage: Eukaryota; Fungi; Ascomycota; Dothideomycetes; Pleosporales; Pleosporaceae
Exons: 3
Coding region: 1-1074 (357 amino acids)
Source: RefSeq, a predicted model, not a curated record